Nematocida parisii ERTm1 is the source of this 1899-nucleotide messenger RNA. RefSeq lists its product as uncharacterized. The record is from RefSeq and is a predicted model, not a curated record. The transcript has a single exon. NCBI's taxonomy places the organism in Eukaryota, Fungi, Microsporidia. The coding region runs from base 1 to 1899 and encodes 632 amino acids.
AUGAACAGUAACAACAAAGAAUACUUAAUACAAGAACUAAAAGAUACACUUGCUAAUAGAAGUAUAACACCCAAUAAGUGUGAUACAGUAACAAAAGUACUCCCAAUAAUACUAGAAAUAUUCACAAGAGAAAGAAUAACGGACAGAUCCCAUAAGUCACUAGAACUUAUUACAUAUAACACACUAUGUUAUAUGCUAGACAAGUAUAUACUAGAAAUAAGCAACUGCACUGAUGAUAAUAUAAUAACAGCAGUAGAAGCAGCCGUUAAUAAAACAGAAGAGGUAAUUAAUAUAAUUAAAAAUACAGAAAAGGAAAUACCCGAAAAGGAAAAAGUGAAAUUUUUUAACUUAAUAAACAAUAAUCAUUUAUUCCUGUUCCAGGGAGUAUUAUUAAGGCAAAUUAUACAGUCAGAUAUAAGGAAAGCACUAAAACCCGAAUUAACCCGAAAAUUAAAACCCGUGGAUAAAUCCACUGCAAUAAAAAAACUAUUCAGCAAGACGCGCUCAGGACAGACAAAACUACAAAGACUUAUAGAACUAUUAACAGAAAAUAAUGGCAAGUUUACAGAAUAUAUUGGUAAUGUAGAAAAAGUAUUAAAACAUAAUACACAAUGUGCAAUAAGUAAUGAAGAUAUAGAAAUAUUAAAUUUAUUUUUAUAUGUAGAUAUGAGUGCAUUAUAUAAUAGUAUAUGUGUAAUAAGAAAUGCAUACAUAUUUAAAAAUUUUAAUGGCAAAUCAAAUCAAAAAUUUUUAUCAUUUUUUGAUAAUUUAUUUUUCUUUUGGAGCAACCCGAUGACAGAAGGCAAAGAAGAAGAAAUAACCCGAUAUAACCCGAAUUUCUUAUAUGAUAUUAUUAAUAAUACCACAGGAACCAUUUACAUUAAAGAAAUAAGCAAGCAGAUAGCAAAUGACUGUCUAAGCACAGGCGUAUCACAAGAUAAAUUUAAUAAUACAAUUAAUACGUAUAAGAAUAGUAUUAUAACACUAUUAAAUACACAAUCACCAGUAAGUAAUAAACUUAGUACACAAUCAGUAGUAAGUAAUGCACAAGAACCAUUAAAUACAGAACAAUCAGUAGUAAGUAAUGCACAAGAACCAUUAAAUACAGAACAAUCACCAGGAAGUAAUAAACUUAGUACACAAUCAGUAGUAAGUACUAGUAAGGGAGCACUUAAUAGAAUUAAAAGGGGCGUAUCAUUCAUAACCCGAGCCCAAGAUAAAAUUGAGGAUAAGAUAAUAGGUCUUACAGUAACAGCAGUCAAAACAGCAACACAAGCAAAAGCACUACUAAAAGAAGCAAAAAAGGCAAAAGCACAGCCAGUCCAGCCAGUAGUCCAGUCAGUAGAAGCAGUACAAGUACAGCCAGUAGUACAAGCAGUGGUAGAGGAAGAAGAAAUAGAAGUGGCAGAGGAAGCAAUUGAUCCAGUCGCAGAAGCAGCAGAUACAGUUGCAGAAGCACUUACACCAAAUAUAUUAAUAGAAGCACAAGCAGAAGCAGUCAAGCCAGUACAAGUACAGCCAGUCAAGCCAGUACAAGCAGAGGCAGUCCAGGCAGUACAAGCAGAGGCAGUCCAGCCAGUCCAAGCAGAGGCAGUCCAGCCAGUAUAUUCUGAAGCAUAUUCAGCUGCGUAUUCAGUUGACCAGGCGUAUGUAUCUAUUAAGAAUAAGUUAAGAAAUAUUAUACUAUGUGUAAUAAGUAUUAUAAUAAUAAUAAUUAUUUCUGUACUGUGUGUAAUAUAUUCUGGUGGUAUAUCAAGAUAUAUUACACAGUGUAUUAAAUAUUUUAGUAAUAUUAUAUAUAAAGUAGGUAAUAAGAUUAAUAACACAGUGGGUAUUAAAUCAUCACUAGAAAAAAUAAUAGAAGAUAUCGGUGGUGGAGUGAGUAAUUUAUUUAAUUAA